Molecule: messenger RNA, 2762 nt
Organism: Cyprinodon variegatus (sheepshead minnow)
Lineage: Eukaryota; Metazoa; Chordata; Actinopteri; Cyprinodontiformes; Cyprinodontidae
Gene: fgf6
Product: fibroblast growth factor 6
Exons: 3
Coding region: 987-1613 (208 amino acids)
Biological process (GO): fibroblast growth factor receptor signaling pathway; positive regulation of cell population proliferation; positive regulation of gene expression
Cellular component (GO): cytoplasm
Molecular function (GO): fibroblast growth factor receptor binding; growth factor activity
Source: RefSeq, a predicted model, not a curated record
GGUGCGCUUCAGAGCUGCUGGUGCGACCCCACAGACGCACUGGUUUGCUGCUGGUGGUGGUGCUGGUGUUCUCCGUUACAUGGAGGAGAUGACAGCCUUCAUAAUGGCAUGCUGGGAAUGGAAUGAGGGCCGCUUUGUUGCGAGACUGGUCAGUUCCCUCCUCAGACUCCUUUAAUAGCUCUGUUCUUCUAAAGAGUCAAAUAAUUGAUGAGAAUUUCACACCUUAAAGACUUUGAAUCUGAUUGGAUCUUAGUGAAGGGGUUCUUGACCCCUGCGCCCUAAGGGGCUCUCUGGCGCACCUGACUUAAUAUAGAUUAAGGGGGGGGGAAACCAAAACAUUUUUGCGUGGAAAAGUUCUUGAUCUGCGCGGCUGAAGAAGUGGGAACCACAAGAGCCCUGUCAUUGCUCUCCGGUGACAAGUGGGCCUGUUUUUACACCUUCUUUCUAAAUAAGGAAGCGGCCCCUCGGACAUAUGACCGCCCGACCCAAUUUGGGAGCAGCCCCAUCACGUCCCAGGCCGCUGAUCCUCACCAAUAGGCUUCAUCUGCUCCUGUCCAACAGGCUGCCCAACACUGACUCGGUGCUUUUCGUUAUCAGCCGAGUGAAGUCACCAUGAUGUCAUCCAGGGAUGCGAUCUGCUGGCCGCGGUAGAAGCAGGCUGAUCGGUGACUGACAGCCCGGAGGAUUGGUGGACUCUCACCGAGGCGCAGACCGAGAGAGAGAGAGGGGGAAAAAAGAGGGAGAGAGGGGCGCAGAGGAGCUGCGAAACAUGGUAAUCACCACCACCAACAUCUCCAUCACCUCCAGCUCCACCGCGCACUCUCCCGUCUCCUCUCCUCCUCCUCACCGGGGCUUGCGUUUCAUGCCCAGAGCCCUGAUCCGCUCACCAAAAAUAACCCUCAGCCAGCAUGCCGAAGGAAGCAAAACAAGAAGAGCGGUAUUUUUAGGGUCAUUAAUUUCGACCACGUGGCCCGAAGGUAAACCGGAUGGCCGCUGCGCAAAGGCACCUCGUCAGUAUGUCCUGCGAGGCCGGCACGCCGCACUGGACGCUGACCGCGGCGCUUCUCCUGGCCUUUCUGCUGGGGGUCGUGUCAGCGUACCCUUUACCGAGCGGCAGGACGAACGCAACUUUGCUGGAGAAGCGAUGGGAGACCCUGUUCUCCCGCUCCGUGUUGGGGAUCUCCGGGGAGAAACCGGAGCAGAACUGGGAGACUGACUACCUGCUGGGCAUCAAAAGAGUGCGGAGGCUCUACUGCAACGUGGGCAUCGGGUUUCACCUUCAGGUCCUCCCCGACGGCAGGAUAAACGGUGUACAUAAUGAGAACCAGUACAGUCUGAUAGAGAUCUCCACGGUGGAGAGGGGAGUGGUGAGCCUCUAUGGAGUGAAGAGUGAGUUUUUUGUCGCAAUGAACAGCCGUGGGAGGUUAUACGGAACGACAGUCUUCCAUGAUGAGUGUAAAUUCAAGGAGAGUUUGCUCCCCAACAACUACAAUGCCUACGAGUCUCUGGUGUACAGAGGAUUCUACAUAGCCCUGAGCAAGCAUGGCCGCGUGAAGAGGGGCAACAAGGCCACUACUGCCAUGACUGUGACGCACUUCUUACCCCGAAUAUGAUCAGAAGAGAAAAAAAAAAAACUGGCAAUAACAAACUUAUUUGCACAUGUGGAGUUAUUUUUAUCCCAGGUAACACAAAAACCACAUAAGUACGUACAAACACGAAACCACAACAUGGACUUCAAAAGAAAGAAACGCGGAUAUAUCUGAUAUUUAUUCAACUUUUUAUGUAUAUUUGGGAAGCUGACUUUGUUUUAGAAAUUACUGAAAUGCAUUCUGAGCUGCUUACAUAAGUUUCGUCGUCUGGUGAUGGGAAGGGAAGAGGGAGCGGUGAUUUGGCCCUCUGGUUUUCCCUGGUGCUCGCUGGAACGGUCCAGGCUGCGCCCUACCAGUGGACAACGGUUUGCAAAGUGGGAUGGAUUACCUCAAGGAACCGUAAUGAGAGGAAAAAGUAGAAAUGCACAUGAAGUUUCCAUAAAGCCUGUUUACUUUAACAUAUUUAGCUGUGAUCCCUAAAAAAAGACUUGAGGGGGGAUUGUUCUGUUACUGUCGGGGCAACUGGAGCUCCUGCAAAUUUGUUGGUGGUUUUUCCUGCUGCGUCAUGAGGUGGCUGUGCCUUGAAUUCCUUCUUACGGCCCCCUCACCAUUGCAUGUGAGAAAUGUGGUGCUCAAGUCAAAAAUAGGAAUGAUACGCAAGUCAUGGCUGCCCAAGACACCACCGGGGGCUUUAGCCCAAUUCCUCGAGGGUCUGAAGUUUCUCCACUUUUAUUCUCCUUCUAUAGUUAGAUUGAUUGAGUAACUGAGACUCUAUGCUGCACAGGAUCCAAUGGAGCCUCUUGGAAAGUUAGAUUUACCCUUCCUUACAUUAUGUCCAAGAGAGCUUUGACAAUCCAAGGUUAUAUUUUCAGAGCUACCGAGGCCAGCCUCAGAGUGACUGCGUACUGUAUGUAUGGGUGCUUUUAUUUGAAGUAUGCAUAUAGAAUAGUUUCAGGUCAUUUGCUCUGAAUUGAGAGCAAGUCAUCGUAGCACAAUAAUACAGAUGUUAGAAUAGCCAUUUUUAAAAUACUUUAUAGACUCAUAACUUAUCCUUAUUUAUUUAUUUAUGUUUAUUAUUUAAGAGUCAAAGGAAGCUAUCUGACAGGUUUGAUGCCACUAAAAGUAGAGACUGGUUAUUCAAAUGAGUGGAACUAAAGACACACCUUUGUCUGG